Pseudophryne corroboree (corroboree frog) is the source of this 1288-nucleotide messenger RNA. It is a transcript of the gene NFU1, whose product is annotated as NFU1 iron-sulfur cluster scaffold. The coding region runs from base 68 to 838 and encodes 256 amino acids. Gene Ontology annotation, molecular function: iron ion binding; 4 iron, 4 sulfur cluster binding. The record is from RefSeq and is a predicted model, not a curated record. Gene Ontology annotation, cellular component: mitochondrion. Gene Ontology annotation, biological process: iron-sulfur cluster assembly. NCBI's taxonomy places the organism in Eukaryota, Metazoa, Chordata, Amphibia, Anura, Myobatrachidae. The transcript is spliced from 8 exons.
ACACAGGCACGGCCGGGGACAGCCCUUCAGUUUGACAUUCCGGGGGCCUUGGAAAGGAACAACAAAGAUGGCGGCGCCCAUGGGAAGGUGGUUGUGCUGCGCAGCAAACCUCGGGAAGGGGUUUUCUCCUCUGGUGAGGACGGAAUCCUACACUACUGCAACACACACACUCUACCCGUUUGCUGCAAGGAAACCUCAGCUGCCUCUGAAAGUUUUAUAUAAUCCAGCACGAUGUAUGUUUAUCCAGACACAGGACACCCCAAACCCCAACAGUGUAAAGUUCAUCCCAGGAAGACCGGUUCUGGAGGCAAGAACCAUGGAUUUCCCAACCCUUACAUCUGCCUAUUGUUCUCCUCUGGCCAGACAUCUCUUUAGAGUUCAAGGUGUUAAAAGUGUUUUCUUCGGGCCAGAUUUCAUCACAAUUACAAAGGACAGUGAAGAGAUGGACUGGAACUUGAUUAAGCCUGAUAUCUAUGCAACCAUCAUGGACUUCUACUCCUCCGGCUUACCUGUAGUGACAGAGGAUGCUCCCCGCAGCGAGACUGCUGCAACAGAAGAAGAUGACGAGGUGGUGGCCAUGAUCAAGGAACUUCUGGAUACAAGAAUACGGCCAACAGUGCAAGAAGAUGGUGGGGACGUUCUCUUCCGGGGGUUUCAGGAUGGCAUCGUUCAGCUGAAGCUGCAGGGCUCCUGCACAAACUGCCCAAGCUCCAUUAUCACACUGAAAAACGGUAUCCAGAAUAUGCUGCAGUUCUAUAUCCCAGAGGUAGAGGGCGUAGAACAGGUGACAGAUGACGACGAUGAUGAAGAUGUUGGAAAAGAACCCUCUUCUUCUUGAAGACUUCCUCUGUUCAUAUUAAAGGAUGCCACGUUUUAUGCCACCACAAACCACAACUCAUCUUUUCCAUCUUGUUCAGUGGGACUUUUCUAUUUUAAUGUGGAAACAAUAAAUUUAACUCGUCAUGUGCAAAAUCACAGUUUAUAUCCCACUGUUUAGUAUGUGCGCAACUUUACCUGCCGCAAAUUUCCUGGAGAAUAAUAAUAAUUUGCUGUGAUGCAUAUUAUAAGGACUGGUCAUGUGCUUAACAUAUGUAAAGAGGCGACACAAUUCGUAGGUAACUGGUUCCUUUUCAAGUGAAAUGAGUGAAUACGUGACAAUAUUAUUUAAUCGUAUUGUUUUUAUGACUAGAAUAAUCAUCUUGAUUAUAUGUCAGGGAUCUCCAGCAACUGUCUAAAUAAAAAUGGAAAAAAAAAAAAAAAAUGUUAUUACUUUGCUUCUUUGGCAAAA